Molecule: messenger RNA, 1641 nt
Organism: Magnusiomyces paraingens
Lineage: Eukaryota; Fungi; Ascomycota; Dipodascomycetes; Dipodascales; Dipodascaceae
Exons: 1
Coding region: 1-1641 (546 amino acids)
Biological process (GO): mRNA splicing, via spliceosome
Cellular component (GO): post-mRNA release spliceosomal complex
Source: RefSeq, a predicted model, not a curated record
AUGUCAUCAUCACAUAGACGGUCAAGUAAUUAUGAUUCGUCACGUAAAAGAGAUAGGUUAAAGGAUAGUUAUGACGAUGAGCAAGAUGAAAUUUAUGAUUCACUAACUACGAAAAAACAAAAACAUGGAAAUUUAAAACCUCAAGAUUCCUCUGAAGAAGAAUCUGAUGAUGAAGAUGACAGUGAAGGUGAAUGGGUUAUCAAAAUGGACAGUGGUAAUUAUAAUUCAAGUUCCAAAUCAGCAUCAGCAGAGUCUGCCAUUAAAGAACCCUCUGUGACUUCUAAAAUUAUAGACAUGUCAGAACUCAAUAAGCUUAAAUCGAAUGUUUUACGUGCUAAGCUUAAAGGUGCCAGCAAAGAAGAAAUUGAAAAACUAGAAAAAGAAUAUGAAGAUGCAGCUGCUGGUAGCUCUGUAAGCCAAAAGUCUAGCUCAUCAGAUACUCUCAAAGUUUUGGAUUCAGAAGAAUUGCGUGCUUAUCAUGAACUCAACAAACACACCAAGGGCAAAACCCUAUCUGCUGAUGCUAGCAUCACAGACAUGAUGCGAGAAGAACUUGCUGAGCGUAAUGCACCAGUUCUGAGCUCUGCCAAACGGAUUGAAGAACUAAAACGGAUUGGGAAAGAUUCUGGGUUUGAAAACGAUACUGAUUACCAAUUUGAUAAUGCAGAACUGCUUACAGAUCCAUCAGGAGCUGAUUCUAAGACCAAGUUAACAGAAAAACAAAAACAAAAGGAAUCCCUGCGGCAACAAGAAGUUGCCAAAAAAAUAAACACUCGUGUCUUAGAGCAUACCAAAUUACUUAAUGAUAUCACAUCUCGAAGAUGUUUUCUUUGUCCUGAAAGUGAGCGUCAUGAAAAGUACUUGAACCCACCCAUAAAUGAUCAAAGCAGUCAUUCGCGACGACACAGUCAUGUAAACAAAAUCAUAUCAGCUUCACCUCGUGUGUAUAUGGCUCGUGCGCCUCUUCCUGCUCUAUCACGAGGUACAUGUGUUUUAGUCCCCCGCGCACAUUAUCCUAAUCUAUUACACUGUGAUGAAGACGAAUGGGAAGAACUGCGCAAUUAUAUGAAAUGUUUAAUUCGUAUGUGGGUUCAUGGACGAGGAUAUGCAGGCGUAGCUUUUUAUGAGAAUGCUGUUUCUGCAGGAUUGAGUGCACAUGAGGAUGCCAAUGCAUCUCAAGGUGCUAGAGAUUCUGCACAUGCUAUGCUUUAUGCUGUACCUAUAAAAGAUCCUUACGAUUUUAAAGACUUGCGGGCCAUGUUUCGAGAGGCAAUGAUUACCAGUGACGAAGAAUGGAGUACACAUAGAAAGGUAAUUGAUACUCAAGCUGUAGCCACCAGAGCUACUGAAUCUGGUAAUGGCUCAGGAGCAAAGUAUGCAUUCCGUCAAUCAAUUUCUAAAGAAGCUCCAUAUUUCCAUGUUUGGUUUGAUAUUAAUGGUGGACUUGGACACAUUGUAGAGGAUCGCGGUAAGUGGCCUCGAGGCGAUUUAUUUGCUCGUGAGAUAUUGGGUAACAUUUUGAAAACAGAUAUUACAAAAAUUCGUCGCACACCACGUUGGGAUAAUUCUGAAAAUGAAAAAGAUAUUUGGGAUUAUCAAAGUACAUGGGACAAAUAUGACUGGACUAAAGACUUGGAAUAA